This is a messenger RNA of Perkinsus marinus ATCC 50983, 466 nucleotides long. RefSeq lists its product as hypothetical. Gene Ontology annotation, molecular function: hydrolase activity. The transcript has 4 exons. The record is from RefSeq and is a predicted model, not a curated record. The annotation marks the transcript as partial. NCBI's taxonomy places the organism in Eukaryota, Perkinsozoa, Perkinsida, Perkinsidae.
GUAUAUCAUGUUCAUGCGUCUCAUCGUCUUUGCCAUCCUCAUCAUGCCAGCUGUGGUGAAGGUUGGUAGCUGGUGGACACUUAGUCCUAAUGUGCUCCGUGGAAUACGGUAUGGGCCAAAUGGUCGUAACCAGUUGGAUAUCUAUCUCCCAGCUGAUUACUACUUGGACCCUCCAGAGAAGCGUCGUCAGAAAAAGCUCCCCAUUGUUAUCAAUGUGAUGGGCGGUGCUUGGGUGAUCGGGUUCCGCGCAUGGUCGGCGUGUAUGGGCCGACGUCUUGCCUUUGAGAGAGGCGCCCUCUUUGUGGCCCCCGACUAUCGGAAUUUCCCACAGGGCAAGAUAGAUGACAUGGUCGAAGAUGUCAACAACUGCAUAAAUUGGGUGUUCGAAAAUGCCGAUCGUUAUGGUGGUGACAUUUCCAAUGUGAUUCUCACAGGCCAGAGUGCUGGAGCUCACAUUGUGGCGAUG